AUGGCUGAAGCUACUCGAUCAAAAGCAAGUGCUGAUCACUGGGAAGAGGCAUUUGCGAGACUUUCGUCUUCCAAGUUCGACGAGCUUCUGCAUCGUAUGACUCAGUUAGAGACAGAGCACGCAUCUCCGCGAGUGCCAUCGCCAUCUCCAGGUGCAACGACCACGAAUCCGACUUACCGUAUGAAGCUCGAAGUUUCGCGCUUCAAUGGCUCUGAUCCAGAAGGCUGGAUAUUCAAGAUCACGCAGUUCUUCGAAUAUCAUGCAACUCCAGAUCACGAAAGACUCACCAUAGCAUCUUUUUACAUGGAAGGCUUAGCAUUAGCCUGGUUUCAAUGGAUGCAUAGGAAUGGUCAAUUGUCUUCGUGGUCCACUUUUUUACACGCCAUCCACGCACGAUUCUUAUCUUCAACCUAUGAAGAUCCAACAGGUUUGCUCUGUAAGUUGACACAGCGAUCAAUUGUCUCCGCUUACCUCUCGGAGUUUGAAGCUCUUGCUAACCGUAUAAUUGGUUUGCUGGCACCGUUUGUGCUAAGUUGCUUUGUGUCAGGACUAAAUCCAGUGAUUCAACGGGAGGUGCAAGUUAUGCAGCCUCACUCGUUGGUUCAGUAUUUAACAAGUGCAAUAAAAUCCCUGCGGACACGAUACUCGGACUUCCGAGGUUUACUACUUAAGAGCGAUUUGGUACACUUGCCAAAGUCUCAACAGCUAGAUGGGCGACGAUCUUCUGUUCGAACCUCCCCUAGUCUGUCGUAUAGUUUUCCUUCACGAUUAUCACCGCCGGUUGUCACUAAACCAGUUGAGUCGCUCUUAACUCCUUCACCAACUAAACCUGCCAUAACCACUAUUCCCUUUAAAUGCCUUUCCCCAGAAGAAUUAGCUAUUCGAAGGGAGAAGGGAUUAUGUUUUAAUUAUGACGAAAAGUACUCACGGGGCCAUAAGUGCACCCCGUCCUUGUUCCUAUUUGUUACAGAGGAUGAGGAGUGCCUGCAGGAUUCUGAUUCCAACCCAUCGUCUCCAACAGCUCUUGUAGCUUCACAGGAGACAUCACCAGCUCAGAUAAGUCUUCAUGCGCUUUCCGGUCACGGAGCCCCGGAAACCUUCUUGCAACCACAAACAACUUCUACUCUUCGAGUAACAGUAGGUAAUGGCGAGGAGCUGCAGUGCAACCAAGUUUGCCCGAAAGUUGCGGUACAUAUUCAGGCACACACUUUCUUGGUUGAUUUCCAUAUUCUUCCAAUUUGCGGAGCUGACGUAGUGCUAGGAGUACAAUGGCUAAAGUCACUGGGACCUGUCCUAACAGACUACGCAACUCUCACCAUGAAAUUCAUUUAUAAUGAUAAAUUGAUUGAGCUCAAGGGUGAUCGUGAUGCAAAUAUUGAUCAGAUAUCACCAUCACAGCUACGACGCCUUAUGAACACAGGUAACACUAGUACCUAUUUUCACAUUCAACUUGACUCUCAUCAUCCCGAACCCUUACCAUUGACUCACUCGAUACCGGCAAUUCAAACCUUACUCACUAAAUAUUCCUCCCUCUUCCAACCAUUAACGAACCUUCCCCCAUCACGAGCCACAGACCACUCGAUCAACCUCCUUCCUAACUCAACACCCAUAAACGUAAGACCCUACCGCUAUCCAUACUUUCAAAAACAAGAGAUUGAAAGACAAGUGGCUUUGAUGCUUCGCAAUGGUCACAUACAACAUAGCUCAAGUCCCUUCUCGUCACCAGUUUUAUUAGUCAAGAAACGCGACGGAACAUGGCGAUUUUGCAUGGAUUAUAGGGCAUUGAAUGCUAUCACAGUGCGUGAUCGCUUUCCUAUACCUACGGUGGAUGAAUUAUUAGAUGAACUAGGGGGAGCAACGUGGUUUUCUAAGCUCGAUCUAAUGCAAGGAUAUCAUCAGAUUUUGAUGAAAGAAUCCGAUACAAGCAAGACAGCCUUCCGCACUCACCAUGGACACUAUGAGUUUCAUGUAAUGCCCUUUGGACUUUGUAAUGCACCUUCUUUGUUUCAGGCAACAAUGAACCGCUUGUUCCAGCCGCAUCUACGCAAGUAUAUCAUCGUCUUCUUCGAUGAUAUCUUGAUUUAUAGUCAUUCCUUCAGGGAUCACUUGGAGGUUGCAUUUUAG
This is a messenger RNA of Glycine soja, 2124 nucleotides long. RefSeq lists its product as uncharacterized. NCBI's taxonomy places the organism in Eukaryota, Viridiplantae, Streptophyta, Magnoliopsida, Fabales, Fabaceae. The coding region runs from base 1 to 2124 and encodes 707 amino acids. The transcript has 3 exons. The record is from RefSeq and is a predicted model, not a curated record.